Molecule: messenger RNA, 1725 nt
Organism: Engraulis encrasicolus (European anchovy)
Lineage: Eukaryota; Metazoa; Chordata; Actinopteri; Clupeiformes; Engraulidae
Product: presequence protease, mitochondrial-like
Exons: 14
Biological process (GO): protein processing
Cellular component (GO): mitochondrial matrix
Molecular function (GO): metal ion binding; metalloendopeptidase activity
Source: RefSeq, a predicted model, not a curated record
AGCAAAACAACGUGACAAGUGAAGGAUGACUUUUUCGUAAUGAAUGUACUGCACUUUGCGGCCGUUUCUGUGGAUUACAUCAGUUUUACAAGCACCCACGACGUUGCUGGGAGGAGAAUGAAGCUAUAGCUAUUUGUGUUGUUUGUGUAUUGAUAUAGUGUUAAGUGUUUUUGCCUAUCUCAGUGCACAAGUUUUCUUUUAGAGGUCGGAGUUGGCGAGAGAAAGGGAUUGAGAGAACCAGCGAGAGAUUGAAAGAUGUUCAAAUACGGAGCGAGGUUGUAUCGUCGCUUCCGUGACUUAAGUGUUGUAGGUCGAUGUCGGAGUUCGUCUUUGUCUUCAGCUCCAGAGAGAGCGCUGCAAUACUCCAUCGGACAGAAGAUUCAUGGAUUCACCGUCACUGAGGUGACCUCUGUUCCUGAUCUUUUCCUCACUGCCGUCAAACUUGAGCAUGACGCCACUGGAGCAAAAUAUCUUCACGCGGCCCGCGAUGAUGCUAACAACCUCUUCAGUGUCCAGCUCCGCACCACUCCUAUGGAUAGCACCGGGGUGCCUCACAUUUUGGAACACACCGUCCUCUGCGGCUCUGAACGGUUUCCGUGUCGUGAUCCCUUCUUCAAGAUGCUCAACAGAUCCCUCUCUACGUUCAUGAACGCAUUCACAGCCAGUGACUACACCAUGUAUCCCUUCUCCACCCAGAACCCCAAAGACUUCCAGAAUCUUCUCUCUGUCUACCUGGACGCCGUCUUCUUCCCCUGCCUAAGAGAACAAGACUUCUGGCAGGAGGGAUGGCGCUUGGAGAACGCAGACACGCAGGAUCCCUCAUCCCCUCUGGUCUUCAAAGGGGUGGUCUUUAACGAGAUGAAGGGAGCAUUCUCAAAUAAUGAGCAGUUGUAUGCUCAGCACCUCCAAAACUUGCUGUUACCGGACCACACAUAUGCCCACGUGUCUGGAGGGGAACCGUUAGCCAUCACAGACCUGACCUGGCAACAGCUGAAGGAGUUUCAUCAGACACACUAUCACCCCAGCAACGCAAGGUUUUUCACAUAUGGAGAUCUGCCAUUGGAGCAGCACCUGCAGCAGAUAGAGGAGGAGGCUCUCUCUCGAUUCCAGAAGACGGAACCUGACACGGCCGUGCCCGCACAGUCACCAUGGAACACACCGAGAGAAGCGAGUGUGUGCUGUGGACCCGAUGCCAUGGCUCCCGAUCCCGCCAAGCAACACACACUCACAGUCAGCUACCUACUGGGAGACAUCACGGACAUGUUUGAGAGUUUCGUCCUGAAUCUCUUGUCGUCGCUAAUGGUGACGGGUCCCAACUCUCCGUUCUACCGCACACUGGUCGAACCCGGGAUUGGCUCCGACUUCUCCUCCUUGGUGGGGUAUGAUGGCAGUACGCGUAAUGCAUCCUUUAGCGUUGGUCUUCAGGGGAUAUCCGUGGAUGACGCAGAUCGCGUGAAGCGAAUCAUUGACGAGACCGUAGAUGACAUCAUAGUUAAAGGGUUUGAGGAGGAGCGGAUCGAGGCUCUGCUGCACAGGAUCGAGAUUCAGAUGAAACACCAGUCGUCAAGCUUUGGACUCGCUCUGGCAUCCUACAUUGCGUCCUCUUGGAAUCAUGACGGGGAUCCAGUGGAGCUUCUGCGUAUCAGUCAGAACGUUGAGAGAUUCCGACAAGAAGUCUCCAACAACCCAGCGUUCCUCCAGGACAAAGUCCGACACUAUUUCAAG